CCGCUCUCCUUUCGGUUACAACAAAUUUUCCUGUUUCUAGUUUCUGGUUUUCUCAAGAGCUGUAUUUAUUUUGGGGUAGAUUUAUGUUCCUCUCUCAUUUUCCCUUCGAAACUCCAUUCUUUCUCCUCUUUUCCUUUUUCUUGAUGGAAACUUUUUGAAUGUAAUUGUCUCUUUCAGGCUGAGAAUCAUUUUCUAAUAUCUUGGAAAAACAAUCAGGAGAAAAAAUGUAGUGAGGCUGCAUGCCAUCAAUAACCCAAGAUUUUCUGCACGAAAAUGCUUCUUUUCUUUGUAUAAAUGCAUUGCGGCUAUGAAGAUGAGAUUUUUCGAAUUUUCUUCUUGAUGGACUGCUCGUUCAACAACAGCGACAAAAAGACAUUAAAGAGGUGGUUUUUCAUUGAUAAAAGGGUUGGGUAGAACGUCGUUCAGUACUUAGUGUCAGGUCUUUUCUGUAGUAAUCCAUGUCAUCGAGUUAUUUUUAGUCAUGACUCCAAUGGACGUGAAAUCGACAAAAACUUCUCCGGUUCUUGCUGAUUCUGCACCUAUAAAUAAGUCCCGACUUGGGAUACAUUCUAGUCGCUUGCCGUAUUCACAAGCCGGUCCCACAUCUUCAAAUAACAUUCUGACAAUUUUGAGGAAGAAACGUGGAAAUUUUGAUGAUGUUUGGACCAAUGGUUGGCUUGACGCGAUGAGAUCAUCAUCACCUCCUAGAAAAAAUAUUCUUCAGAAUUUCACCAGUGGGGAGGUUGCUUCUGAUGAUGGAGAUAUUGCUCAUCGUGCUUGGAUGACUAAGUAUCCAUCAGCCCUUAGUUCCUUCAGACAAAUCAUGGACUGUGCAAAGAAUAGGAAGUUAGUGGUGUUUUUAGAUUAUGAUGGAACUCUUUCUCCAAUCGUAGAUAAUCCUGAUCGUGCUUUUAUGUCUGCUGAGAUGCGUUGUGCUGUUAAGAGUGUGGCAAAAUAUUUCCCAACAGCCAUUAUCAGUGGAAGAAGCCGAGAUAAGGUUUAUGGAUUGGUAAGACUAAAAGAACUCUACUAUGCUGGUAGUCAUGGUAUGGACAUCAUGUUCCCGGCUGAAGAGAUUCCAUCCGGAGACCGUUCAAUUUCUACAAAAUCUACUGACCAACAGGGCAAGGAAGUGAAUCUGUUCCAGCCUGCUAGCGAGUUUUUACCAAUGAUCAACGAGGUUUUUAAAACCCUUGUUGAGAUUACUAAUGUAAAGGGUGCCAAAGUAGAGAAUCACAAAUUCUGCGUCUCUGUACAUUAUCGUAACGUAGAUGAAAAUAGUUGGCCUAUAGUUGCACAGUUUGUUUAUGAUGUCUUGAAAGAGUACCCUCGACUCCGAAUAACUCACGGACGAAAGGUUUUAGAGGUUCGUCCCGUGAUCGACUGGGAUAAAGGAAAAGCAGUUGAAUUUCUGCUUGAAUCCCUAGGAUUUACUACUAAUCAAGAUGUUCUCCCAAUCUACAUUGGAGAUGACAGAACUGAUGAAGAUGCAUUUAAGGUGUUGCGGUCAGGAAAUCGAGGUUAUGGAAUUCUUGUAUCUGCUGUACCGAAAGAAACCAAUGCUUUCUUUUCUCUGAGGGAUCCUUCAGAGGUCAAGAAAUUCCUCGAGUCUCUGGUGAGAAUGAAGCAAUAGCUGCAGAUUUAGGGAAUGAUCUUAGAACGGCUGAGUAACGUGUUCACAGUAAUUACUAAUUACUGUCUCUGUAGCAUUUCUCGUACAUAUGAAAAAUGAUAAACAGCCAACUCAAAAUCAGGGAAUAAAAAUAGGCUGAUGUGGCAACAAGUUGGAUUUUUUUUUUUAUUUUUUUUUUAAGCUCUCCAAUCAGGCAUUGACGUGUGUGUAGCCUGUUUUUAACCCAGUUUUUCAGCUUUUUUGGAAGCAUUUCUCAGUACAUAUUUAAAGGUUGAACUCUAGCCUUGAAAGCCUCCACCGCCCCAACUUUAAAGUCUAGUGAGAGAGAUAAAUCACGGGAUGUGCCCUAACAAGUCAAAAAACAAGAGUUGCAUGUACACUGCGCCUACUAGGAGUUCAAUUCCAUAUCUCAGAAAUCGAACCCCCAUGCUGCAAUUGCCAGCAAGGCGUGAGAUAAUCUUACUCCUAUCCUUUGCACCAUUGAAUUAUGUCCCGGGGGGCAUUUCUCGGUACAUAUUUUAUCUUGGACUAUAUGUCACGUGAAUAAGCUUCUGAAUUUAUUAGUUCUUUUAUUUUUAUUAGUGAAAGAAUUUUCUUUUGCAUUUUAUGGAGCUUUAGUUCUGCUGUUCUUUCC
Molecule: messenger RNA, 2267 nt
Organism: Olea europaea var. sylvestris
Lineage: Eukaryota; Viridiplantae; Streptophyta; Magnoliopsida; Lamiales; Oleaceae
Product: probable trehalose-phosphate phosphatase F
Exons: 13
Coding region: 482-1633 (383 amino acids)
Biological process (GO): trehalose biosynthetic process
Molecular function (GO): trehalose-phosphatase activity
Source: RefSeq, a predicted model, not a curated record